GACCACCCCCGGUGCGAGCCUCUGGUGCCCGGCGAGGAGCUGCCCAGCGCCUCGCGCGCGCUACGAGAGCGCCUCGCGGCGGCGUGGCUGCAGCUGGAGGCGGGCGGCACGCCCGAGUGGGCGCCGCUGCUGCGGUCGCUGCGGCCUCCCCCGGGUCUGCCGCUGCUGCUCGUGGACGGUGCGGGCGGGCCGCCGCCGGAGCUGAGGGGCACGGUGGUGCUGCAGCACGCGCUGUCACUUUGGACCGCUCUGCGCCGCGAGGAGGGGGAGGCGGCCGAAGGCGGCAGCACUGCCGCCAGCUGGGAGGCGCGGCUGUGGGCACAGUCCAUUGUCAUGAGCCGCUGCUGGUCAGCCAGCGGUCGGGUGGUGCUGGUGCCAGUGGUCGACGUGGCCAACCACGCGGCCUCCUACCGCGAGGCGAACGCGGAGGUGCGGCACCUGGAGGACGGCUCGGCCGCGCUGGUGGCGUCGCGGGCCAUCCCGCCCGGCGAGCAGGUCAAGAUCUGCUACGGGGAGUACGGCAACGAGCAGCUGCUCUUCGCCUACGGCUUCGUGCUGCCCCGCAACCCCCACGGGGGCCCCGUCUGCCCGCUGGCGGCGCCCGCGACCGCCGCGGGGGCGGAGCUGCUGCAGCUCGCCCUCGCGCGCCUGCGCGGCGCCUGCGGCGCGGCGGAGCUGCGCGGCGCAGAGGGGCCCGCGGAGGCGGUGCCGAGCGGCCCGCGGCCGCGCGGCGGCGGCGCGGAGCCGCGCGGCGGCGGCGCGCCGCCAGCGCUGCGGCCGAGCGCCGCCGCGGCGGCUCGCGCGGGCGCCGCGGCGGCGCUCGGCCCGCUGGGCGGGCCCGCGGGG
Molecule: messenger RNA, 846 nt
Organism: Prorocentrum cordatum
Lineage: Eukaryota; Dinophyceae; Prorocentrales; Prorocentraceae
Source: the annotation of a GenBank genome assembly